AAACCUCACGGUAUCCAAGGGCCUUGUCCAUUGUGAGCCUGCGCCACACGACUUCCCACUCCACAGGUGAACUAGAAGACCCAAGAUGUCGACAAUCCUUCGACUUUUCCUUCUCGCCGCCUUCGUGGCGUGCGCGGUCGCCAGGACGAUAUCCGAGGCUGAGCUGCAGGCCAUUCUUGAGCCGGCGGCCAAAGAAAGCUCGAAGUUCCAGUUGCGCAAGGCUGCCAAAGAUGAUCACGAUAAUGAUGAUGAUGAUGAUGAUGAUGACGAUGAUGAUGACGAUAAGAAAGACGGAAGCAAGGGCUAUCCCAAACUACUACCCCUUUCUGCCGGUGAAUACAACAAAGGCAAGGCAGAUGUUCAAAGCUUCCUCAAUGGUACUAAAGCAGCCUUUGAACAAAUAGUGCAGGACUCGAAUGACGUAGCCAGUUCCACAACCAGGACUGCACUUGUCUGGCACAUGCUGAAAUUGAAAGCUGACUUCGAGGCGAUGGCUCCCCAUGGCGGUAUGAUGAUGUACACGCUGAUGCACGCAUUCAGCCGGAUGUUAUGGGCGGGAAUGGCAGGCAACGUCGAUGCGUGUAGAAACCUUGGGAACACCCUUGACUAUAUGAUAGAGCAACAUAAGGCUAAUCCGACCUUGGAAAUUAGUGAGGAAGCCGAAGCAUCAGCAGUCGCGGCAGCCUUGGAUCAGGAUAGGGCCUGCAUCCACGGAAAGAUCGAAGCGUUGGCAAACGACGUGGCAACUGCUGUCCCUCUUAAUGGAACUAUAACUGACAGCAAGAGUGCCAUGGCUUUUGAACAGAUCUCACACGCCAUAUACGACAUGAUGGCCAUCUCCCGAGACGCCGCCACCAUGAUUAAUUAUAUGAACGGAUACCUGAGUAAGUGCUUCACGGGAACUAGAGGUUCCUGA
Messenger RNA from Lingula anatina, 916 nucleotides. RefSeq lists its product as uncharacterized. The record is from RefSeq and is a predicted model, not a curated record. Lineage: Eukaryota; Metazoa; Brachiopoda; Lingulata; Lingulida; Lingulidae.